UUACAGAAAAUAGGGUUCCAGGCGUUUGAACGCGGAAUUUUGUGGCCCACAUUUUUCCCGUCCGUCAGGAUAAUCGGUCCGGAUUGCACAACGGUGAAGGCUGGGAAAAGCAAGUGCAAAACAAUCGGUGACAUUCGCGGGUGCCAUCUUUGCCUGCAGCGAGAAAGAGUGCGCGAGGGAGACAAAGAACGAAUCGAAGUGUGUUGCUGCGAUUGAAGAAAGUGCCAAGAAGCAGCGUAUAUAAACAGAGGGAACGUGUUCGCAGCAUAAUUGUUUGUGCGAAACGUGUACGGAUUUGUGCGGGGAUCACCAAAAAUAUCAGCCACACAAUGGUUGCCAGAGUGUGCAAUCGGCCAUUCCAGGAUCUGCGCCACACGCCACCCCCCCUCGGAGUCGCUACGGCGAAGCGGGUGACCGGUGGCAGAGUUGGCCACAUCAAGCGAAACCUUUUCGGAGACACCGUGGACUCGAAACGUCUGAAGCAGUUUGUCGAUCAUCACAUCGCCUCGGAGAACGAGGAGAAGCGCAGACGCUGGAACUUUGAUUUUGCGGCCGGCCGACCCGAGGAAAGUGGCUCGUACCAGUGGGAACCGGUGGCACCGGUGCGACCGGAAGCACAGUCACCACCCUCCGCCAUGAUCACACUCACCCGUGCGGCGCAUGUCAUCCCGGCGACUCGACAACUCCAGCGAGACACGAGCUGCGAUUCGCUCGCGAUGGAAGAACUAAUGGAUGACCGGGCCGAACGGGCCAACCGGGCGGUGGAGGCGCAGCACUCGGACCCGGAGGAAUCGAUUCGAACGUACCCGAAUCUGGCCGGCACCACCACCACCUCCUGCGAGGCCACGACACCGCCAUCGUCUUCAUCGUGCAGUUCAACGACAGCGGCCGAAAUAAAACAACCGCAAAUCACCGAAUACUUCAAGAAAUGCAAGCGACUGUCGGUGCCCAGCCAGGCCAAGAAGGUGCGUCGGGUGGUGUCCGAAGCGACGCCACCACCGCCGCCGGCUGCGGUAAGCCGCCGCCAUUCCGUGCCAUCAACCUCUUCCGACUAGGCUUCCGAUCAAGAUCCGACACAGAGGACCCGCGCAGACGAUGGGGUUGUCCGUUUCCCACCGGAAAAGAAGACAGAAGACAGACAACCUUCAACACCCAUCUCGUACCGCCA
Messenger RNA from Anopheles cruzii, 1168 nucleotides. RefSeq lists its product as uncharacterized. Gene Ontology annotation, biological process: regulation of cell cycle. Gene Ontology annotation, cellular component: nucleus. The record is from RefSeq and is a predicted model, not a curated record. The coding region runs from base 330 to 1055 and encodes 241 amino acids. Lineage: Eukaryota; Metazoa; Arthropoda; Insecta; Diptera; Culicidae. Gene Ontology annotation, molecular function: cyclin-dependent protein serine/threonine kinase inhibitor activity. The transcript is spliced from 3 exons.